Arachis stenosperma is the source of this 633-nucleotide messenger RNA. RefSeq lists its product as uncharacterized. The coding region runs from base 1 to 633 and encodes 210 amino acids. The record is from RefSeq and is a predicted model, not a curated record. The transcript has 3 exons. Lineage: Eukaryota; Viridiplantae; Streptophyta; Magnoliopsida; Fabales; Fabaceae.
AUGGCGAUUUGUGCAAAAAAUGCUGAGAAUCGAUCAAAGCAGCUUUACACCCACACCGGCGGAUCGAAAAGCUUGGCUAGGCACGGAGAAGAAGAGUCAGAACGACAAGGGAGGAGAGUUGGUAGAGGAGAAUUGUAUCUCUUAACGCACAAAAGAUCUAAUGGGACCUAUAUCCAUGAUACAGCUCGUGUUAUCGGAAAAAGAAUUGAGGCUAUUGAGCAACGUGAUGAAUCCUCUAGACUGUUGUCUCAAAAUGAUUCGCUUGCUCAAGCUCUUGGAAAGGAGCACCCGGGUAGGAUGCGUGGCAUGGGGUUGGGGCCAACUUCUAGUCAAGUAUUCGGUAUGAAUUCCCAUGAGCCGAUCAAUGAUUUUGAAAGGGAGGAAACUCAAAGGGUGCUACUUGAACUACAAGAAGAGUUGGCAGCAGAGAAAUUGAAAAGGAAGGCAGUGGAGGAUGAAGUAGCAGCCGAGAAGACGAAAAGACAGGCAGUGGAGGAUGAAGUAGCAGCUAGAAAUGUCAGGAUGCAGGCAAUGGAAAGUGCUUUGAUAUGUCUACUUCAAGGGCAAGGUAGGAAGCUGCCGUCAGACGUCGCUGCAUGGAUGGGUGCAUUGGAGGGACAGAAUAGAAAGUAG